Cyclocybe aegerita is the source of this 3288-nucleotide messenger RNA. Lineage: Eukaryota; Fungi; Basidiomycota; Agaricomycetes; Agaricales; Hemipholiotaceae. The record is from the annotation of a GenBank genome assembly.
AUGGAGACAGACCACAAAGACGAUGACUGGCCGACUUCCUCCUCGUCUACCACCUCCACUUCGAUAUGGUCCGACGCACCCUCUUUGAAAUCCUACAGCGAUAUGAUGGAUUUCGCGAGCCUCGACUCAGCCAUGGGCCUUGGUGGCCUUGGAGGAAUCGACAUGGGCAUGGGCAUCGACAUGGACUUCAACCCGAUGACGCUCGAGCCAACUGGUGGCAUGGGAUUGCACCAAUUCGACCCUUUGACCCUUAGCCUCGGGUUCGCACCGGGGCAGCAAGGCUUCGCGAACUUUGGUUUCGAAGACCAAUUUGGCAGUGCAGACGGGCUGGGGUUUGGUUUCCAGCUCCAGUCGCUAGGACAGACGGGGCCAUCGAGUAGCAGUGUGUCGAGCACGUCAGUCUUCUCGGAGUCGGAAGCAUCGACGAAGGAACGAAGACUGAGCAUCACGUCAACGUCUUCUUCAUCGGCCGGGUCGUUGGCAUCGUUGUCGCCUAUGCCCGAGUCGCUGCCCAGUCCUAGUCCUGCGCCUGGAUAUGCAAGCACCAGUGCAAGUGCAAGCCCUCCCGUACAUCCCAAGGAGGAACCGGUGCAGUCGCCUGGCAUGGAGGGAAUGGAGAUGGAUUCGGAGAACCCUUUCGCGGACCUCGCCAACAUCGUGAGGCAAACGACUGGCGUAACGCUCGCAGUGCCUAUGACAGGUUUGGCUGCUGCCUUUCCUCUUGGUACGCCUCAGCAGGCCAAGAGCCCUCAGCAAACCUCGAAGAAACCUCAUAGCGAAACUACAAGCGGACAUGUAUCCACGACGUCUUCAGCUGCCUCUACCCCACCACCAUCAACGCCUACCUCGUCUAUGGGCAGUCCGUUCGCUGGGCUGGUUGUCAAUACAUCAGCUGUAGCCUCCGCCUCCGUUUCUCAAGUUCCAACACCAACAAUGCCCACCUCCGGUAGUACCACUGCCACCGCCCAACCACGCCCCAAGACCAGUCACACAACCAUCGAACGAAGAUACCGCACCAACCUGAAUGCACGCAUCCAGAGCCUUCGCAUGGCCGUCCCUGCCCUGCGCGUGCUGGAGGAUGGCGUCAAGGAGGGUGUUGGAAGCAAGAAGAUCAAGAAGAAUGUCCGUGGUGGCGUCAUCGUCAAGUCUGCUUCUGGCACAGGGAUCGGCAUCGGCGUUGGUGUGGACGCCGAGGAGGUGGAUAUUAUUGACGAGCGCGGCUUCGUCGAUGGGGUCAAAGUUGCGCGCAAGUGCAGCAAAGCGAAUGUACUCGGCAAAGCGGUUGAGUAUAUCAAAGUGCUCAAAAGGCGAGAAAAGCGUCUGAAGGCAGAGCAAGCCGGUCUCAAGACUCUCGUCAGUGGUCUAGUUGGCGGACCUGCGCUUGUACGAGAGUGGGAACGCCAAUGGCGCGAACGAUUCGGCGGCGAGGAGCGCGACGAGGUCGAGGGUGAGAUGGGGGGCGAAGGUGCUGACGACGGCGAUGACGAAGACAGCGAGGAGGAAGACGACGAGGAAGAGACAGGAAAGAAGAGGAAAAGGGCCAAGGUCGCACCCAAGAAGCCAGCGGAGAAGAAGGAUAAGAAGUCGGCUGUCAGUGCCCAACCACCAGUCGUCCUCCUCCAAGGUGAAGGAGCUGUAGUCAGCUCAGGCGCCGUCCCAGAGAAGAGGAAGCGGGGUCGACCGAGGAAGGUAGUUCCUGCCCCUGUCACACUGGCGCCCAUCCCUCCUGCCGAUGGACCGAAGGCUGAAGACGUGCCAACUCCAUUCACUGCUGGCGUGCGUGCGCAAUGGGCUGUGGCACAAGGGCAAGCACAAGGCCCACAGCCACAGCAAUACCUCCUCGCCGUCUUUGCCCUGUUCUCGUUCUUCAACUCCCCACUUACCUCCUCAUCCUCCGCCUCGGCAACGCACCAUCAUACAGGCACAGUGCUCAGUGCCGUGCAUCCACCGCUCGCGUACGCCCCAGAAAUCGUGGCGCAAUUCGUCUCGCCGUCACCUGUUGCGAUGCACCCCACUGGGUGGGCUUGGAAGGAGUACGUCCAGCUGUUCCACCUCCUCGUGUCGCUCUGCGUCCUGGCGAGCUUUGUUGCAAGCUGGAUUGGCUUUACAUUUGGAAAGAGCGGCGUGGAAGGCGUCGCGAAGAGAGGCAGGGGUCUCUCGGUGGCCUCGUUCCUCGGCUUAAGAGCUAGCAGUGAGAAGGAGAGGGAGAAGAAGAGGUCCGGCCUUAAGGGCUGGGUUGGGUUGGCUAUGGAUAGCGUCUUGGAAGGCGACGCUGCCUCUUUGACAUAUUUCGAGCGUUCCCAGAUCUAUGGUGCUAUCUCAACGAAGCGCCGCGCCCCAGCUAGCGAGCUUGUCACCCUCGCUCUCGUUCGGUGGUCCGACAACGGUAUCUUUGGCCGUUUCUCGCGUAUGCGCGCUCAGGCAAUUUGGGGCGCGGCGAAAGCACAAGUCAAGUUCUCUAGCUCGACCAAGGCAGGCCCGCAGAAGGAUGGCAAGACGUACCAGAGCUUGGUGUUUGAGACCAUACCCGACGUUGAGGACUCCGUCCGCCGGCUGGCCGCUGCUACCAAGGCAGACGGGGUAGGCGAGAGUCGUGCAUACGACCCGCUUGAGGUCCUUGGAGUCCUGGUGGUCAAGGAGAGGAUCAAGAAGCACCUCGGCAAGAUGUUCGUCAAUGCUGUCGGUGCCCAUUCUGGCGACCCGGAGACGGAAGAACGAGACGAAGAAGAGAUCCAGUGGCGCAGGACUAUCGAUGCUGCUCGCGAGCUCGGCGGUGGUGUGGAGGCGCUCGCCAAGACCUUCGAGCGAGUAUGGAAGACUAGCUGCACCUCGUUUGACGGCGCGAGUGAAGAUCACAUCGAAGACCUCCGCUCGGAUAUCGACUCAGACGACGGCGAAAUUCAGGCGUUGAUGACCGCUCUCGUUCUCUUCCGGAGAGUGUUCGCCUCCCCAGCUGCCUCAGAUGUAGAGUGCUCGUCCGCUGCGUCGUCGGUGACAAUGACGCCCACGGCGAGGGAGCGCGAGAGCGCUGCACAUCUCUUGAUGAGCCCGCCACCGAGUCCCGACCCUUCGCGCCCGGCACGGCCGGGUGUGAAGGCGGACGAGAGGAGGUUGCAGACGAUUCGUGGCCUCCGAAGGGCACUUGGCCAUCCAGUCUUCGAGGAGCUUGGGUUGGGUGAUGGCGCUGAUGAUCACCAGCAGGAUACUGAGUUGGGUCUGGAGGACGCGAGGGACAGAAUCGUCGAUUUAAUCGUGGAUGUUGAGAGGAGAGAACGGAUCGUGGCUUAA